Molecule: messenger RNA, 3849 nt
Organism: Amyelois transitella
Lineage: Eukaryota; Metazoa; Arthropoda; Insecta; Lepidoptera; Pyralidae
Product: organic cation transporter protein
Exons: 7
Coding region: 238-2022 (594 amino acids)
Biological process (GO): transmembrane transport
Cellular component (GO): membrane
Molecular function (GO): transmembrane transporter activity
Source: RefSeq, a predicted model, not a curated record
UUGUCUUGUCAUCGCGUCGAAGUGUUAUAGACACAAGUCGAACGUAACAUAAACACAACCCGCCCCCACUUUCAGCACAGUUCAAAGCCAUGCGCGGUCGCUGGACCCGCUGGGGUCGUAUAACGCGCGCCGAGACGCGAAUUCACCCUAACGUUUUCGGUAGUGACUGCAGUGCGUCUUAAUUCAGUGAUAAAAGUAUACUGAGUGAAUUUUUGAGUGAUGAAUUAGGUGACGAUUAUGAUAAAAGACAAUAAAAUGAAGGCAAAAAACGACGAUUUAGACAUGCAGCCUGAGUUGCAGGAACUUUUACAGAAGCCAAAUAAUUUGGCAUUAAUAUCUGAUAGAAGAAAACCGACAAUAAUCCCCAGUCAAGUUUCGAACCGAGACAAGUCGAAGGUCCCUCCGGUUGAGGUUCAGGAAGAAGAGAAUGACGUGGUGUCCUCGGUGAUCGGCAACUACGGGCCCUGGCAGCUCCUCAUCACGUUCCUGCUGGCUCUCUUCUCGUUCCCCUGCACAUUCCAUAUCUACCUCCCCACUUUUACGGCUAAAACAACAAACUUCUGGUGUAGAAGACCGGAAAAUUUAUCAAGUUUACCUUUAGAGAACUGGAUCAACUACAGUCAACCAAUUGACGCGUGCAGUGUGCGAGUUCUUCCACCCAGCAUCACAGCUGAGAGUAUUCUAAAUGGGACAGCACCUUUGAUAGAUUCUUUCAUGAAAUGUCAAGCUUGGGACUACGAUCGAUCAGAAGUAGGAAAUACGAUUAUAUCAGAAUGGAGCCUCGUUUGUGACAGAGCCUACCUUACAAGUUUGGCAGAAGUUGUGUUCUUAGUCGGUGUUGGCAUAGGAGGCGUCGUGGGUGGAUGGAUUUCGGACAAGUUUGGCCGCAAGCGCAUUUUGAUGGGAAUGGCAAUAGCUCAAAGCGCAUUGGCUAUUCUAGCUUUGCUGGUUCGAUCGUUCAUUCAGUACGUCAUAGUGAGGCUAGUGAUGGGAUUGGUAUCAGUGUCUGUGGUGUAUGCAGCCUUCGUGUUGUCAGUGGAACUGGUGGGUGGCAAAUGGGUGACCAUUGCCGGCGUCUGCAACUUCUUCCCGUUGCCGCUAGCGUAUGUGAUCGUAUCGCUCAUGUCGUUACUGCUCCCAAACUGGAGAGACCUACAAUUAGCUUUGUCUAUUCCUGGGUGUCUUCUACUUGUGUUAUGGUUUGUUUUCCCGGAAUCUCCAAGAUGGCUUCUAAGCAUGGGAAGAACACAAGAAGCAAAAGCAAUCCUCAUAAAAGCCGCAAAAUUCAAUAAACGAGAAGUACCAGUAGAUUUGGAUAAGAUGUUAAUGGCGCACAAGCCCGAGCCUGGGAAUUCGGAAAUAAGCGUGUUGUUUCUCUUCAAGGGACACCUACGAAAAAGGACGAUCUGCCUCUUCAUCGCUUGGUUCUCCAUGACGAUUGCUUAUUAUGGACUCUUGCUGAAUAUUGGGAACUUUAACCUUGGAAAUUUGCACGUCACAUCAAUAAUCUUGGCUGUAGUAGAAAUCCCAGCAAUAGCGAUAAGUAUCCCUAUAUUAUUGAAGGCAGGGAGGCGCAUUCCAACCUUCAUAAGUAUGAUAGUGUGUGGAUUAGCUUGUGUUGCUAGCGAACUUUUCACUAUGUCCAUAAAAGAAGACUGGGUUGUCAUUGUUUGCCUCACGAUUGGAAAGUUCGCUAUUGGCUCAACCAAUAUGAUGCUUCCGAUUUUUACCGCAGAACUGUAUCCAACAGUGAUAAGGAACCUCGGAGUUGGCGCCAGUCAAAUAGCGGCAGGGCUUGCCCUGAUUGGAAUACCGUACUUAUGGAGAUUGACGGCAUUCAGUGUCCACUUGCCAAUGAUGACGAUUGCAGUGCUCAGUGCGAUCGGUGGAGGCAUCGUGCUCUUACUACCAGACACCGCCAACAAGGCGCCCCCCGCCGUUACAGGGAAUGUCACGCCUACGUUUGACAGUGCUUCUCCUUGUAACGGAACGUUUACAGUCUCAGACGAUAGAGGGCAUUAGUGAUUGGAAUAGUGUGAAAAUGAAACUCAUAGAGUUAUAUAUGUAUGUAGAUUUAUGGAAUAGUGAUAUACAUAUGUGAAUGAAUGAAAAAGUGAGAUAACAUAACGAAUUUAAUAAUUUAAGUUAAGGUUCAUUUUAAAUGUAUUUUAGGAUAGGAACUGCUAUUUCUUAAAAUUAUAUUAGGUACCUUACACUAUACUGAAAAUCAGAUUUACGAGAGAUUUCUCUUUGAUUUAGAGGAAGGAAAAUUUCUGAAAAUUCUGUAAAUUAAUUUAUAUUUAUGUUGGUAUAUUUGUAACCCUUUACAAGCUAAAGUACCUAGUACCAUGAACAAUUUUAUAAUAAGAUGUAGGUAGUUAUUAUUUGUACAAAAGUUGAUAUCGAUACUUAUUUAUAGGAAAUAUUUAAAUGUGUAAGUGCAUAAUUAGACUUUUAAUUUUAUGAAUGUUAUUAGAGCGGCCGGUUCGCAAAUAUAAGGCUUUUUUAUCUGCGGCACAACAAGAAUUUUGCCAUUGUGUAAAUAUAUUUUUCGAUUCAUUCAAGUUUUUCUUAAGUAUCAAAUGUAACAUUAUAAAAGUACGGAUUUAUUUUCAUAUUUUUAAGACAAAUAGUACCUAAUACUUCGAGUGCGUCUUCUUCAGACGUCAUUACCAAUUUGUUCUUAAUUUUGUACAUAGUUAAAAUAUUGAUUUUUUUGUUUCGCGUAAUGUCGUACAUUUGAUUAUUACUAUAUUAUCUUUUAAGAUUUUUGGAAUCACCUCUCUAAGUUAUUCCUCAUUUUAUUAUUAAUGCAGUUUUCAAAAUUUUGUUUUUGUCAUGUAGGUACCUACACGUACUACACGUGUUUUAAAAAUGUUGUGGAGCAUUUUUAUUUAGCUACUUAGUUCAUACAAUGUAUGAAUAUUGCAUUUUCAUAGCAUAUUUCAUUGAGUGCAGUAACUUAAAUAGUUAGUAAGCACCUUUUGAAUGUAAGAAGUAUUAUAUUGUUUAUUCGUACCUGUUCUCAUUAAGUUAUGUAACUUACCAUUAAAUAUUUAAUCUCUUCGUCACAUAAAUGGAAAACGAGACAUCAAUGAAAAGUAUUUGUUCUGUAAUGUAAAAAUAGUUGUUCUUGACACUUUUUUUCCAAUUUAUUAUACAAGUGGUCGAGUAAAUAUUAAAAAUGUGUUAUUUUCAUCACAAAAAUGAAGUUACCAAUAUAAAGCAUAAAACUAUUGAAGUAUAGUUUUAUACCUUUCAUUUAUUAAAUAUACAUGGCAUGCAUAUCAUUAUUGUGUAAUAUUAUACCAACUAUAAUGUAUAUAAUGUAUGUUUGUUUGUAAGUAUGCAUUUGUGCCACUAACCAGUAGAUAUGUUCUGUUUUAUAACUUCAAUAUAAAUCUGAUUGAAAAGACAUUAUUUAGUUUUCUGUGAUAACUUCAGAUAUUAUUAUCACUUAUCCAUAGAAUAGCCAGCUGAACGUAGUCUUUCAGUACUUUUAAGACUGUUGGCUCUCCCUACCCCGCAAGGGAUAUAGACGAUUAUAUGUAUGUAUUUAUUACCUAUUCCCUAUAAUUUAAUUUACUAACAAUAUUUCUCAAGAUUUCCAGCCAGUUCACAAAUAAAUUGUACAGAACUCUUUAUUUUUCUAAUGCAACCAAUUUUAGAUUAGUGAGGAAGCUGUACUAUAAAAAAAAAAACAUAUUAAGCUGCAACUUAGGCUUGUACUUAUAUACAAAAAUAAAAUAUCGCUACGAGUGAUGAUUUUUUUAUCUAUAGAUAGAAAACCAGUAUAUCUGCUCCGGAUGUCUGUAUUAAUUUAAUUUGUAGGUAUUAAGCAAGUUUGUG